Messenger RNA from Closterium sp. Naga37s-1, 879 nucleotides. The record is from the annotation of a GenBank genome assembly. Lineage: Eukaryota; Viridiplantae; Streptophyta; Zygnematophyceae; Desmidiales; Closteriaceae.
AUGCAUUUCGAGGACGUAUGGCUGACGGCGAAGGACGGCGUUAAACUGCACGCGUGGCUGCUCAAGUACACCCCCUCCACUCGAGGCCCCACAGUUCUCUUUCUUCAAGAAAAUGCCGGAAACAUAGCGCAUCGCCUGGAGUCAUCACGUUACACCAUGGACCGCCUUCAUUGCAACAUGCUGCUGCUCUCCUACCGCGGGUACGGAGCCAGCGAGGGCAAGCCGACAGAGCAGGGCCUUAGAUUGGACGCGCAGGCAGCACUGGAUCAUCUGCUGGGGCGGGAGGACAUAGACGUGGAUCGCAUCGUGGUGUUUGGGCGGUCGCUGGGAGGGGCCGUGGGGGCUGACUUGGUUCACCGCAACCCCAACACGGUGGCAGCGCUGGUGGUGGAGAACACGUUCACGUCAGUGCUGGACAUGGCGGGCGUGGUGCUGCCGGUGCUGAGCAAUCUGCUCUCCACCAAGGGCGUGCGCCCGCUCAAUGGGCUCGUGCGCUCACAGUGGCGCACCAUUGACGUGAUCGGCAAGAUUGACACCCCCAUUCUCUUCCUAUCCGGAGCAAAGGACGAGCUCGUGCCGCCCGCACACAUGCGCCAGCUGUACGCGGAGGCGCAGCGGAACACAGGUGGCAGCUCGCUAUUCGUGGAGGUGGCAGCGGGGGGGCACAUGGACACGUGGCUGCGGGGCGGGCAGCGCUACUGGCGUGUGCUGAGUCUGUUUAUAACGCAUCAUGCUGGAGGGGGUGUGGGGGGAGGUGUGGGAGAAGGGGAGGGGGAGAGAGGAGGGAAGGAGGAGCUGAUAGAGGAGUUGAGUGAGGUGGUGAGGGAAUCCGCGGGAGAGUUGACGCUGAGAAGAGUGGGGGAUGCAGCGAAGAUGUGA